CUUAGAGCAACUUCAUUUUUAGAGAUUGUUAAAGGAGGAUCAAAACACCCCCAACAGACUCCUCCAUCACCUCUCUUUAUAAAUCAUUGUAUUACUUAAAAACAGCAUAAAAUGAAGUUCUCUCCAUUACUUCUAUAUUUUGCUUUGGUCUAAAAUACUUUAAAAGGCAACUCGUUUUUCCUCAUCUCUUCUCACCAUCUCAUCAGCUCUUCUCGUUCCCAUUCUCCACUCAAUAUUCACCUUUUUUUCACAUCUUUACUAUCGCAAACUAUUUUUUGUAAUCGCUUUCCUAUAGAAUGUUUUCUUUCUCUAGCAUAGAUAAUGACACACAAAAUGAUCUCCAACGCAAUAUAGAAAAAGCCAAAGACAAAGACAAAGACAACAGCUAUACUAAGGACACCAAAGAUGACAAUAUAAAAUUAUCCAUUCCAUCUGAUAUACCCUCUAUUAAUGAAGAUGACUAUGUCUCCAUAAUUUUUCCUGACAUAAACGCUUUUAACUAUUUUAAAAAUGAACUAAGCGAUUUAUCUAAAAACUACAGCUUUUUUAUAAACCAUUAUGAACUUCAAAUUCAGGGUUUUGAAUCCUAUUUAAUUGAACAAUGGCUAUACUACAGAAAAAUAGGCACUCUAAUCACAACUUAUACUGGAAAUCCCAAUGACAAAAUUAUUUCAAUCUUUGUCAAAUUUAAUAAACGUUUAUUGAAAUUAUCCAAAAAUUUAACCAACUAUAUCAAUGAAUUGAAACAGUUCCAAAUAACUAAAAAAUUCAAUUAUAAUAACUUAGCCUAUCUUUACAUCGCAAAUUUAUCCUUUUUUUUCAAUGAUGAUAACAACCUAAACUUAAACCUUCUAAAGAUCAAUAACAACCUAAUCAACUCGAAGGACUUGUUUUUAAUUUAUAACCAAUUUAUAACCAAUUUUAAUCUUAAAAAAUUGAGUUGCGGCUCAAGAUCUGCUUUGAUUCACAAUAACCCUUCUUCUGCUUCCAUCUUGAAAUUCAAUCAAAUGUUUAAAAUAAACAACAAUACAAACACCAAAUCAAGCGAAAAUGAAUUAAACAACUCAAUUAAUACCUCCAAUCCCACCUCAAAUGAUCACACCCCAAUAAACAAUAACAACUAUAUCACUCAUCUUCAAAACAAUAAAAAUCUGAACAAAAAUAAUAAAACCAUUACUAUAGAUAAAUCAGUUAGACUUUUAAUUUUUUUUCUCAAAAUCUCUUUAUAUUACUUACAACUACUACCUUCAAUCUACAUUCAAGACUCCUUAAUUUGUGAAAAAACUGAAUUGGCCAUAAAAAAUUGGUGGAAUCUUUUUGGCUCAGUUUACUUUAAAAAUGAAUUAAUUAAAAAAAAGUUAAAUUACCAAAAGAUCAUUUCAAAUCAGAUUAAUUACCAACUAUCCAUCCCUGCAAUUCUAAGCUUUACUAUAAACAUUUACUUGAGAUUGUUUGUUCUAAUAUCAAAAUCAAACGAUAACAAGUUCCUUAAAAAGGAUCCCUUUGAUGUUCUCAAUUUCAUCAACAUUAUUUAUCAAUUUCAAAAAAUACAUAAAUUACCUCAAACUAAUUACCUAGAUAAUGAUACUAUUAUAAAUAUAAUAUCUCUAAGCAAUUCCAAAUUUAACAAUGAUAUCAAAUUUAAAAAAUUCUUAAAAAAUCACAUCGUGUCUUCAAAAUUAAACCUAAAUUAUAUCGAUUUAACUAAAAAAAAUUUGAGCAAACUAAAAAAUAACAUUUCAACUUCAAAUAAUUCAAUGCAACUUCCCUCAAAUUCUGAUUUUAAACCUUUUCAGCCCCCUAACAUCAAAAUUUCCACUGUUACUUCUUUAAUUAUCAAUUCUCCUCCCAACUCCUCAAUUACCUCAAAUUCUAUUCCAAUAAAUAAUAAUUUAUCUCCUUCAAAUAUAAGCCCGUCAAAUAUCCAGCCAUCGUCCGAUUCAAAUUCACUGUUAAACAAUAAUAGCAAUAACAAUAUCAGCAUAAAUACUUUUCCAUCCCCAAAUAUCUCACCAAGUCAUAAUCAUUCAAAAUCUUCUUCAAGCUUAAACUUGAGUCUUUCUAUCAAAAAUGAUAAGACAAAAUCCGAUAAAUCUAAAUCUGAAUCAAAAUCUUUUUCAAAUUUUUGUUUAAAUGAUUUAAACUCAUUUGAUGACUUGGUAUUUCUUGAUAUUAAUAAAUUUUUGUAUAUAAUUCAAGGAAAAAGAUUAAAACAUCUAUGGUAUGGAGCCGGUUCAGAUUAUGAUUUUGAUUCUUCAGUAUUUAAUCAGGUAGAAACCAUUUUUUUCACUUUACCUGCAAAUAAUACGAUAAAUCAAAAUGAAAAGUCUAAUUUGAAUUCAAGUUCUAAUCAGUAUAAUAUUCAUCUAAAUCAUCAUCAACACCAUCAUCAUUUCAAUAACAGUGUUCCAAAUGAAAUAAAUCACAAUCCCAGUUCCUCAUACUCUGAAGGAAUUUCGAAUUUAAAUUCAAUUAAAUCUAAAGGCAAGAAAUUGAUAAAAGAAAAAUUUCAUAAUAGAGCUAAAUCUACCGCACUUGACAUCAACUAUAAUCAAACUUAUUAUGAUGAUUGUGAAUACUGUAAUGAAUCGUUAGUGAAUGAUUUAAAAGUUGAUAAAAAUGAUUGCAAUGUGAGUAUCUCCUCAGAAAUAAAUAAUAGUAAUAGUGACGAAGAUAAAUCAUCUAAAAAUGACAUUAGGAUUAUUAAGAUUGGUUUGGAUGAUAAAGGUAAUAAUAAAAGUGAAUCAAAAAAUGAAGCUAAAAACGAAAGCCCGUCUGAAAGCGAAUAUGAAAAUGAACAAGCUACUUAUACAAAACUCGAGGAUGAAAUCAAUAAAGACUUUGUCAUAGAAUUAACUCGAAGAUCGUCAUUUCCAUUUAUUAGAAGGGAAAUUAAUGCUAUUCAAAUAGAAUACGAUCAUGCUUACAUAAAUAAAUUAUUAUUCAAAAGAAAGCGUACAAAUAAUGAAAAUGACACUAGUGACAUUAAAUCAUUUAGUGAAAUAGAAGAAAAUUUAAAAGUCAAUCAAUGGGAUUAUCCCUUUGAUUCUUCAAUUGAAUUUAUUUCCAGAUUAGCGAUUCAAAAUAAAAUUAACAAUUUAGAACUUUCGAAUAAAUAUCACAAUGAAUUCAAAAGAUUUGAACUAAAAUUAAAUGAUCUAUAUUUAAAAUGCACAUCAAGGUUUUUGGAACUUACUGAAUUAAUCAAGUCAUUGAAUUCGGAUAUCGAUUUAAACCUAAAGCUAAAUAACAAUAAGUUUUUGAAAAAACUAAAUGAAAUCGAAACUUUGUACGCCAAGCUAAAGUAUGAAUAUCGUGUUUUAAAAAUACGACUUAGAGAUCUUGAUGUCUCUACAAAUGAGCUUGAUAAUAAGAUAGAGUACCUUGAAAACCGUUUAGCAAGAGCCAAGCUAACUUAUCUUGGAAUUGUUAAGGAGGUCAGUAAGGAUAAUAGAUCUAAAGCUGAUAGAACAUAUGAAAAUUUAUUGCUAGAUAUACAACAGUUUAUUAGUGAUUAUGGAUUCAGUAUUCCUGUUGAUGAGUUGAACUGUUUGGAUACAUCACUAAUCGACAAGACAGUCAAUGAUCCAAAAUUCCUACAAAGCUGCACGCUAAGAACAAACGAAAUCCUUAAACAUCUUGGUGAUGCUGAACAAAACAAGAGUAUCACGCCUGUUCCGAGUUCGGAUGCCAACGAACAAGAAAAAACAGCCCAAAUCAACGGCUAUUUCAGUUAUAUAACAAAUUUCUUUAUCCAAAUCAAAAAAAGGUGCCAUCUAAUCAAAAAGAAAUAGAUUGUUUUUUAUUUUUUGUCUUUCUAACCUUCCUCUAAGGAUCUUCUCAAGAUCCUUUAAUUUCUAAUUCUUUUUUGUCACUUGUAUUUUUUAUCUCUAGAUUUUUGUUUUGUUCUUCCUGUUUUAUACCCACUCCCAGCGUUUCCAGCUCCUAAUGAUAUAAUAACACACACCCUGCAGAAGCACCAA
Molecule: messenger RNA, 3983 nt
Organism: Ascoidea rubescens DSM 1968
Lineage: Eukaryota; Fungi; Ascomycota; Saccharomycetes; Ascoideales; Ascoideaceae
Exons: 1
Coding region: 297-3794 (1165 amino acids)
Cellular component (GO): Sin3-type complex
Source: RefSeq, a predicted model, not a curated record